AUUUUUUUUGUAAAUCGGAACGUAAGUGGCAAAUGUCAACAAGUGGUUUUUCAAAAGCAUAUUCAUAAUUAUGGUUUCUAUUUGUAAAUUCGUAAUUUAACUAAUUUAGAUAAACACAUUCAUUAGCUAAUAGAUUUUUUGCCUAUUUAACCGAGUCCAUAUAAGUUAAUAGACUUGAUGAAUCCGAUUGUUUGGUAUUUUCAAUAUAAUAAUAAUCUAUUUGACCUAAAUAUGCACACUGUAAAAACUUAGUUAUCAAAACAGUUUCCGAGAAGGAAAAGUUAUUUUUGUACCUUGCCGCAAUCUUUAUUUUAGUACUUUUAAUGGUGGUGCAUAGUAUUCUUCCUGUUCGAGUUGUGUAUUGUUAAAAAUGGACGAUAUAGUGUUCGUUGGUGACUGGGUGAAAGACCGAGUGCUGGGCUCUGGCAGCUUUGGAAUAGUGAUACUAUGGAAGCAUAAAAGAACCGAUGAAAAACUCGCGAUUAAAACAUGCAAAUGGGGCAAUGAACUCACUGAUAAACACAAAGAAAGAUGGACCAAAGAGGUGGAAAUGUUACAAACCUGUGAUAACCCAAACAUAGUGGGAACUAGAGAACUACCCCCGGAGUUUAAAACAGGAUUAGCGCGCGCCAACCCCUCGGGGCUGCCGAUAUUAUGCAUGGAGUACUGCAGCGGCGGCGACCUGCGCCAGCUCCUCAACAAACCAGAGUCAUGUGCCGGACUCAAGGAACUGCAAAUCAGACAGAUACUCAGCGACAUCAAAUCAGCCAUGCAGUUCCUAUACCAAAACAAGAUCACACACCGCGACUUGAAGCCUGAAAACAUUGUUAUGCAAAAUAUAGACAAUGUUGGAAGAAGUGAAAUAGGCUCACAAAGCCAAAGCAAGGUACUCUUCAAACUUAUCGAUCUUGGCUAUGCGAAGGAGAUUGACUCCAACUCUGUCUGUGCAAGUUUUGUUGGGACUCUCCAAUAUUUGGCUCCAGAACUAUUCUACAGCAAGACUUACAGUAACUCAGUUGAUUUCUGGUCAUUUGGCCUAGUGGCCUUUGAAAUUCUUUGUGGAGUGAGGCCGUUCCUUCCAAACAUGCCCCCUGUGCAGUGGAUGCCACAUAUAAAAAAGAAGGCACAUGAGAAUAUUUGUGUCUAUGAAACACACCAUGGUGACAUUGAGUAUUCAGAUGAAAUAUUCCCUGAAAAUUAUAUUUCAAAGCCAUUUAAGGCAUUGCUGGAGAAAUGGUUCAGGGUGGCAUUAGAAUGGGAUCCUAAGUUACGGGGAAGAGAUGCUCCGUCUAAAGUGACCUUCAACCUGCCUACAGAGGAGAAGGGAGAGGCAAGCAAAGUGAUAUUGUUCAGCAUGUUAGAAAGUAUUCUGGCCAAGAAGAUUAUUAAAAUAUUUUGUGUUUAUAACCUUUCAUUCAUUGCAUAUGAAAUUGAUGACAACACUUCUAUAGCAACAUUUAAAUCUUGGAUACAGAAAGACACUCAGAUAAAAGUAUCAGAGCAGAUAUUAAUCUCCCGAAUGACUAACCUUGAAAUAAACAAUGAGGACAUGAUAGCCAGAUACUGGAAUGACCAAGGCAACACAAUGCUGUACCUUUACAACAAAACUCAAAUUAUAAAUGAUAAUGUUGAAAUACUUGUCCCAAAAGCGGUUCAAAGGUCAUUGGAGCAUCCAAAAGCAUUGUAUAACUACAACAACAGUCAGAACCUGUACAGAAGUGGGUUUUAUUUUGUCAUUUCCCAGAUGGAAAUUUAUGACGCAUUUAUUACUGGUCUCUUUGUGAGAGCUGAAUCACUGAAGCAAGAGAGCAAACAGCUACUACUGAAACACAACAAUGUAGACAAAGUAAUUGGAAAGUUAUUAACUAAACAAGAGACGGUGGAAAAGAUGAUUGAUACAGGAAAGAAACAUAUUGAACAGUUAAAAGAAAACAGGACAGGAACCAACUUCUUGGGUGGAUUUGAGAAAAUAUUCAAAGAAGCAGAUGAACUAUUUGAGAAAAUCAAUAAAAUUCAGACUGCUUGGUCACAAUUGACUAUAAGACUGCAGUCAGCAGCCCGAAGAAGCAAUGAAAUAUUACUGGGAGAUCUCAAUAAUUUUGUUUCUAAGUACAAUUAUCAAUCCCUUUAUGUAGCCACACAAAAAUGCUACAUUUUUUACAGAAAGAAUGAAAGAGAGUACAGAAUUAAAGAAAGACCGUGUCAUGAAAUCAUGAAGAUUUGCUAUGAUUGCCUGAAACUCAGAAGUAAAAUGUUGCUUGAAAUCAAAAAUCAAGCUUUCCUACUGAAGUUAAUGGAUUUAAGUGUAGAGUUUUCCAAGAUCAGUGAUAUAAUAACCACAGCAUCUGAAAACAUGGAUAAGUUAGGGGCCGAUCUCUCUUCUUCAACUGAUGAGCUGACAAAUUGUUUAUGGUCUACUAUUAGUGUGUUGAGCAGUGAUGCAGAAAAUAUGACAGAUCUUCCUUACAGUGUUGUCUCCUUCCAGAAACGAGAUUUUAAAAUAGGAGAUGCUGUAACUAACCACAAACACAAAACUACAAACAGCUUAAAUGAAGAUGAUGAAGUUAGAUUACUUGUGGAAGAAAGUUUGAAACUGAGGCUCAGCCAAUCGCAGUUGACUGAUAAAAUCAAUUUGCAAAAGAAAAUGCUUAAUGAGUCCAUAACACACUUCGGAUUUUAAAAUGAUAUAAAUGUUGUAGGUACUUCACUAAUUAUUAGUAAGUGUUUCUUACGUAACGAGAAUCUAUUUAAGUGUGCCUUAUUAUUAACAAACAAAUAUUAGGUUUAUAAUAAUUCGUUUAUAAUGUGGCUUUAUAUGCAGUUACCUACCUACUUACAUGCUUCUGGUAGGUAUUUUGUACUUAUUCGAAAUAUUAUUGUUAGGUAUUUACAAAAUUUAUUAGGUACUUACUUAACACAUUUUUUUUGUUUCUAGUCAAUAUAUUGUUAUCUUUCUAUAAUAUUUUAUAAUUGGUUUAUAAUAAUUUACAUUUAAAAUUGUUCUAUACUCAAUCAUUG
Molecule: messenger RNA, 3018 nt
Organism: Plutella xylostella (diamondback moth)
Lineage: Eukaryota; Metazoa; Arthropoda; Insecta; Lepidoptera; Plutellidae
Gene: IKKbeta
Product: inhibitor of nuclear factor kappa B kinase subunit beta
Biological process (GO): positive regulation of transcription by RNA polymerase II; tumor necrosis factor-mediated signaling pathway; peptidyl-serine phosphorylation
Cellular component (GO): cytoplasm; IkappaB kinase complex
Molecular function (GO): IkappaB kinase activity; ATP binding
Source: RefSeq, a predicted model, not a curated record